CAGGUUAUGUUUUCAUUUGAAAAUAAACAAUGAACAUGUCUAAUAACAAAUGGUUUAAAUUGUUAUGCAAAAGUACGGAAUUGCAAUUACUUGGCACUCUCAAUGGAGGGCAAAGUUUUAGGUGGAAAAAGUGCAUUGAAGGUAUCCAAGAACAAUGGAUAGGUGUUUUUGCCAAUAGAGUAUGGAUUUUAACUCAAGAACCUGAUUGUAUCCUUUAUAAAGUUUAUGAACCAGUAUGCAAGUGUGACUUAGAAAGUGAAAGUUUUUAUAACAACUUACUGAGGCAGUAUUUUCAAUUAGACUUGAACCUGGAACAGUAUUAUGCAGAGUGGUCUAAGAAUGAUCCAUUUUUCAAAGAUGCUGCAAAACAAUUUUAUGGAAUCAGGAUUCUGAAGCAGGAUGUCACUGAAAAUAUUUUUUCAUUUAUAUGUUCUUCAAAUAAUCACAUUUCAAGGAUAAGUAGCAUGGUGGAGAAGUUAGCCACUUUCUAUGGUGAGGAAAUAUGUGAACUGAAAGGGAUAAAGUAUCACUCAUUUCCAAAUGUGGAAACUCUGGCUGGAAAAUCAGUGGAAGAGAAACUCAAAUCAAAUGGUUUUGGAUAUCGUGCUAAAUAUAUCAGCAAGUCAGCAGAGUUUAUAGUAAAUGAAGGAGGAAAGGAAUGGUUAGAUGAGUUGAAAAAUAUGAAUUAUCCUGAUGCCAAAAAAUCUCUUAUGGUUUUAACUGGUAUUGGAGCAAAGGUAGCAGAUUGUAUAUGCUUGAUGUCUCUAGGCCAUUUAGAAUCCAUACCAGUAGACACUCAUGUCUAUCAAAUAGCAAAACGAUUCUAUAUGCCCAAACUAGCCAACAAUAAAACAGUGACAGACAAGAUUUAUAAUGAAAUUGGAGACCAUUUUAGGAAGUUAUAUGGUCCACUGGCAGGAUGGGCUCACACAGUACUUUUUUGUGCUGAUCUGAAAAAGUUCCAAGGAAAUAAUGAAAAUGGUGAGGAGAAUAGUUCUAAAAAGAAAAAAAAAGUUGAUACAAAGAAGUAAACUUUUAAUGAUCAGCAAAAAAAUUUGCUUUGUUACUAAUCUACAAUAAGUCACAAGCUUUUUAUGGUUGAUAAUAAAAUAGGUACCCACAUGGGACCCUAUGAUUUUUUAUUUGAAGCAUUAUUUUAUUUCUACAAUGAAGUGCACAAAACAUCAAACAUGAGUACUUUAUUUUCUAAGAUCUCAAUCCAGUUGCAUCUGAUCCUCAUCAUCCUUUUUGUCAUCUUUCUUAACACUUUGCUCCUUAUUUUCUGAUGAAGCUCCUUCAGUGUGUGAAGUACUUUUUUCCAAAGCCUUCACAAAGUCUGCCAUAUUUCCCUGUGCUGCAGCUGCCACAGCUUCUGGAUUGACUGCUAAUUGGGAGACUAUAGGACCCAAUUGACCAGAUUCUAAGGCACUAGAAAACUG
This is a messenger RNA of Phaedon cochleariae (mustard beetle), 1439 nucleotides long. NCBI's taxonomy places the organism in Eukaryota, Metazoa, Arthropoda, Insecta, Coleoptera, Chrysomelidae. The record is from the annotation of a GenBank genome assembly.